AUGAAGAACCUCUGGUCGGAUAGUGAAGCCCAGUCCCUGGAUGAACUGGACAAGCUCGUAUACAUGAGCCGCCUGAUCGGCGCAGACCCUUCCCUGGUGGUAUGGGGCGGCGGCAAUACCUCAAUCAAGGUCACCGAGAAAGAUUUCCUGGGCCGCGACGUUGAGGUAAUGCGCAUCAAGGGUUCCGGCUCUGACCUGAAGUCCAUGGAACGCUGGCAGUUCCCUCGCCUCGAACUGGAAAAGGUGCUGCCCGUCUUCGAGCGGGAACAGAUGUCAGACGAAGGUAUGGUGGAGUACCUGGACCGCUGCGUCCUGGACCCUAAUUCCCCUCGUCCCUCCAUCGAGACCCUGCUUCACGCCUUCCUGCCCUUUCACAGCGUCGCCCACUCUCACGCCGAUGCCGUAGUGGGACUGACCAACAAUAAGGACGCCGACGACAUCCUGAAGAGGGUAUAUGGCGAUAAUAUCGGCAUCGUCGAAUACCUCCGGCCUGGAUUUCAACUAUCGAGGCUGGUUGGCCUGGCGGUAAAAGAGGCGCCUCGCUUGGACGGUGUAGUGCUCCUGAAUCACGGCCUUUUUACUUGGGGAAACGACGCAAAGGAAGCCUACGACCGGCACAUUGACCUGGUUACCAAGGCUGAGGAAUUUGCCGCGUCCGGUGAUGGCAAGCUCUCCGGUGGCCGGCAGCGCAAUCCCCUGGCACCGGACCGGCGCAGGGAAAUCGCGGCCGCCGUUGCUCCUACUCUUCGGGGACUGGUCAGCCAGCAGCGCCGUUCGGUCCUGCGCUACGACGACGCCGAGGACGUGUUGGAAUUCAUCGGCUCUGAAGAGGGCCAGCGACUCAGUGCCAUUGGUCCAGCCACGCCCGACCACCUGAUUCACACCAAGCGAAGGCCACUGUGGCUGGAAGUUUCCGACCCCGAAAAUGUUGAUGCGGUGAAGGAAGCGAUGCGCCAGGGCAUGACCGGCUAUGCCGAGGAAUACGCCGCCUGGUACCAGCAGCACACCACCGGCGACGACUCCAUGCUGGACCCGUAUCCCCGCGUAAUACUGUUGCCCGGCGUGGGUAUGUGGACGACGGGCCGGGACUCCCGUGCCUCCCUGAUAACCGACGACAUUUACCACCACACGAUCAACGUACUCCGCACCGCCCAGUCGGUCAGCGAUUACACUUCCCUGACUCCCAAAGACGCCUAUGACGCGGAGUACUGGCCGCUGGAGCUAUACAAGCUAACAUUGGCGCCGCCGGAGAAAGAGUUGGCCCGUCAGGUUGCGCUGGUAACCGGAGCGGCCAGCGGCAUCGGCAAGGUUAUCGCCGAGAGACUCGCGUCGGAAGGUGCUCACAUCAUUGUCACCGACCUUGAUGCGGAGGGAGCCCAGGACGUGGCCGCCGGCAUCAACCGUUCCAACGGAGCAGAGCGGGCCGCCGCCUUCCCCAUGAAUGUCGCCGACCCUGCUCAGGUCUCCGAGGUCUUCCGGUACCUGCGCCGCACCUACGGCGGGUUGGAUAUCCUGGUAUCCAACGCCGGCAUUGCGCCCGUGGGGGCCAUAGACGAAUUGUCCCUGGCCGACUGGCAGCGCUCCCUGGACAUCAAUACCACCGGCCAUUUCCUGGUGUCCGCUGAAGCCGUCAGACUGAUGAAGGAGCAGGGCAUUGGCGGGAGCCUGGUAUUUAUCGGCACUAAGAAUGUUCCGGCCCCCGGCGCGGAAUUCGGCGCCUACAGCGUAGCCAAGGCAGCCGAGGUACAACUGGCCCGAGUUUUGGCUUUGGAAACCGGCCAGUACGGCAUUCGUGUCAAUGUGGUCAAUCCCGAUGCCAUAUUCCAGGGUUCCCAACUCUGGUCUCAAGAGUUGCGGGAGGAACGGGCCUCCGCCCAUGGCGUUACCGUGGAAGGACUGGAGGACUUCUACCGGCAGCGCAAUCUGUUGAAAGUUCGAGUCCUUGCCGAAGACGUUGCGGAAACUGUGCUUUUCCUGGCCUCCAGUCGUUCCGCCAAGACUACCGGCGCAAUGAUCCCAGUGGACGGCGGCGUACGGGAGGCAUUCCCCAGGUAG
Messenger RNA from Geodia barretti, 2055 nucleotides. The record is from the annotation of a GenBank genome assembly. NCBI's taxonomy places the organism in Eukaryota, Metazoa, Porifera, Demospongiae, Tetractinellida, Geodiidae.